AUGGCAGACCCCGAGGGCGCGCGGGUUUCUCCGCAGCCCCCGCCACCUUCCUUCUCCCCCUCGUCUUCUGAAGCCUCUUCCCCCGGCAUCCCCGGGAGUUUGGACUGGCCGGUUCGGAGCAGGAGCCCCGCGGCGGACCGGCUGGAGGAAGUGGAGCUGCGGAUCGGAGACGCAGCAUUUUCAUUAACCAAACUGCUGGAAGCCACAUCUGCAGUAUCCGCUCAAGUGGACGAGCUUGCCUUGAAAUGUACAGAAAACGCACGUUUCCUGAAAACAUGGCGGGACCUCUUGAAAGAAGGCUACAAUUCUUUGAAGCCUGACAACUGA
Molecule: messenger RNA, 327 nt
Organism: Pipistrellus nathusii (Nathusius's pipistrelle)
Lineage: Eukaryota; Metazoa; Chordata; Mammalia; Chiroptera; Vespertilionidae
Source: the annotation of a GenBank genome assembly